This is a messenger RNA of Anguilla anguilla (European eel), 2476 nucleotides long. RefSeq names its product TBC1 domain family, member 22a (gene tbc1d22a). The transcript has 13 exons. Gene Ontology annotation, molecular function: GTPase activator activity. Gene Ontology annotation, biological process: activation of GTPase activity. Bases 170 to 1780 code for a protein of 536 amino acids. The record is from RefSeq and is a predicted model, not a curated record. Lineage: Eukaryota; Metazoa; Chordata; Actinopteri; Anguilliformes; Anguillidae.
AAGAACCAAUCACGGCAACGUUUGCUCGGUGAAGGCUGAGUCAACAUGGCGGCUCUCUGAGUUUAGUAGGAAGAGGCUAUGUGUAAAUAAACAACCCUGGAGGCAAUAGGCAUCAUCUCUAAACAUUUGUCAUUUCGUGAUUCAUGAAAUACUGUACAGCAGACAGAAAAUGUCAAACGACGGCAACAAAAAGCAGUUCUGGAAAAGAAACACUGCUAAGGUCCCUGGAAGCAUACAACAUGUGUAUGGAGCUCAGCACCCACCUUUUGACCCCCUCCUCCAUGCCAAUCUAAUGAAGGCUGGAAACAAGGCGCAGUCCCUGACGCCGGGGAAACCAAAGAAAGCCACCACCUUCCAGGAGUUCGAGAGCAUCACCAGCGACGCCUGGGACGUCGGGGACGACGAUGACGAGCUGCUCGCCACCGCCGCCCAGAACCUCAACAUCGAGGUCGUCAUGGAGACGGCCAACAAGGUGAUCGAGAACCACAGCAAGCUACAGGAGCAGCAGCAGAAGCAGCCGGAGGCCGGGCCCGAGAAGGACGAGGAAGAGGAGGAGCAGCAGGACGAAGAGGAAGCGGAGGAGCCCGUCCCGGAGCUGACGUUCGGCUCGGAGCCCCGCCCCCACUUCGCCGAGAGCCGGAUGGUGAAGUCGCUGAGCGAGGCACACCUCGAGUCAUCGAAAGAUGGGGCGGCGGAGAGGGUGGCCCUGCAGCGGCAGCAGUCCCUCCCCCAUCGGCCCGUCAUCCCGCUGGUGGCCCGCAUGGCGGACCAGAACACGUCCGGGGCGCUCGUCAUGACCGAGAGGGAGGCGUCCCGUCUGGACAAGUUCCGGCAGGUCCUGGCCGGGCCCAACACUGACCUCGAUGAGCUCCGGAAACUCAGCUGGUCCGGAAUCCCGCGACAAGUCCGUCCGAUCACGUGGAAGCUCCUGUCCGGCUACCUCCCGGCGAACACGGAGAGGAGGGAGAGCACGCUCCAGCGGAAACGCCAGGAGUACUUCGGCUUCAUCCAGCAGUAUUACGACUCCCGGAACGACGAGCACCACCAGGACACCUACAGACAGAUUCACAUUGACAUUCCGAGAACUAAUCCUCUUAUUCCUCUCUUUCAACAAGCUUCUGUGCAAGAGAUCUUUGAGCGAAUCCUUUUCAUCUGGGCCAUCCGCCACCCCGCCAGUGGGUACGUGCAGGGCAUCAACGACCUCGUCACUCCCUUCUUUGUCGUUUACGUCUUCGAGUACAUCGAGGAAGAGGUGGAAAAUUUCGAUGUUUCCAGCUUGCAGGAGGAAGCUCUGCGGAACAUUGAGGCUGACAGCUUCUGGUGCAUGAGCAAGCUGCUGGACGGCAUUCAGGACAACUACACCUUCGCCCAGCCGGGGAUCCAGAGGAAGGUGCGCGCUCUGGAGGAGCUGGUUAGCCGGAUCGACGAGUCCGUGCACCGUCACAUGCAGCAGUAUGAGGUGGAGUACCUGCAGUUCGCCUUUCGCUGGAUGAACAACCUUCUGAUGAGGGAGCUGCCACUGCGCUGUACCAUCCGGCUGUGGGACACUUACCAGGCCGAGCCGGAGGGGUUCUCCCAUUUUCACCUGUACGUGUGCGCCGCCUUCCUGGUGCGCUGGAGGAAGGAGAUUCUGGAAGAGAAGGACUUCCAGGGACUCAUGAUCCUGUUGCAGAACCUACCCACCAUGCACUGGGGCAACGAGGAAGUCAGCGUCCUCCUGGCAGAGGCCUACAGGUUGAAGUUUGCCUUCGCCGACGCGCCCAAUCACUACAAGAGAUGAGAACCGCUCACGGCCUGCGGAAGCACUAAACUCAAAGCCCCCUCCUCCUGCCGCCCCCCCCCCCCUCCCCAUUCCCAGCUCCACGGCUCCAGUGAGAUAGGUUUGCUUUUUUCUAUUCCGUGUACAGUUGUUAGAAACUGGCUCCUCAGCCUCGCUCUGAUAUUAUAAAUGCUCACAGUGGCUGCUGCCAGCCACAAAAGAGGAAGCGGAGGCGGAGGCAGAGAAAUUACCGUCAAGCUCAUAAUGGUCCUGAGCCGUUUUUUUGGAAUGAAUUAGCAUGCCAAAUUAGUGCGCCUAUUUCUUCUUUUUUUUUUUUUUUUUGCUUAAUUAUGUCUAAUACCGUAGCAUUACCUUCAUGCGCUUCACAUGAAAUAAUCUUCAUCGUAACAAAGAAAUCCGGGUUACUUUAAAUAGACUUGACGAUAACGAAAGAGAUUUUAUAGUAAAGAUGAGGCAUUUUUGUAAUGGGGUAAACGUGCGUAAUGUGAGCACCCACAGUUACAGCGGCACUUUAAAGCGAUGAUCUGUUUCGUUCGGCACGCCUGUUAAUCAUGCGAUACAGCCCAGAACUGAUUCAGGAUGAUUAUUACAGGUAAGGGCUCUGCCUCCCAGCGCUCCAGCUCUCUGGCUUCCUCCUUUUACACACUCCGUUGACACCUGUGGCCCGUCUGACGUAAUCAAGCCUGAGCCGACUUU